Messenger RNA from Saccharomyces kudriavzevii IFO 1802, 513 nucleotides. It is a transcript of the gene SPO12, whose product is annotated as Spo12p. The coding region runs from base 1 to 513 and encodes 170 amino acids. NCBI's taxonomy places the organism in Eukaryota, Fungi, Ascomycota, Saccharomycetes, Saccharomycetales, Saccharomycetaceae. The transcript has a single exon. The record is from RefSeq and is a predicted model, not a curated record.
AUGGCAAACAAGACAAGUGACCAAUCAGCACACACUGUUUCCAUCCUUAAGACAGAUAUUACCGGAAAUACCACCAAAACCGAUAGCAGCAGCAGCAACAACAACAACAACUACUACUGCAAUAAUCACAAUGCGUCUGCGAAGGCAAGAGAAGAUGCUAAUAAGGAGAACAUACCCCAUUUAGAAGAGGAGAUCGCGGCCUUUCAAAUCUUCAAGAAAAAGAAUACUUCAACCUCGAAAUCAUCACAUACUAGUAGCAACUUUAUAAAAAAGGCAAUAUUCAAGAAGGACCUCCUGAAACAGGACUCGAAGAAGAAACUCCAGCUACAGCAGAGGUUUGCGUCACCGACCGACAGACUAGUAUCACCAUGCUCACUUAAGCUGAAUGAGCACAAAGUGAAGAUGUUUGGGAAGAAGCAAAAGGUAAAUCCGAUGAAACUUGACUUCAAGGGUCAUUUUGCGGCUGAUUCAGAAGACGUAGAAAUUGAUGAGGAUGAGGAGUUCUUUUACUAG